CUCUCGCUGUUGUGGACAAAAAAUUCUUCCAUGUUGGUGUGGUUGUCCGGAAUAUUUUAGGGGCUGUUCAUUUUUUAACUUUUAUGUCGAUAAUAUUGUGUUUAAGAAUUUCAAGAAUUCACACGCAAUGAAAGACAUGUCCAUAUUAUUUUGAUAGUGUGCCAUCAGUGCACAUUGUAUUCAGUCUUCAAUAAAGUUAGUGUCAAAGAUAUUAGAGUACUUGUGCAUAGAUCGAAAUCCUACAAUAAAAUGGCCAAAAACAGAAAGAAAAAUAAGGUUAAGGUUCAACAACAGCCUGCAACAAAACCUGAUCUCUCAUCAGAAAUAGAGAAAAUGAUCAAUAGUAGUGUAGCUGCAAUAAGUGCUAAGACAGUUCCACCUGUGUUGAUGAAAGUUUGUCGCCUUUGCGGCGGCAAGGAAGGACCUUUUCUAAAUAUUUUCGAUCAGGACCAGAUGACUGCAAUCAAAAUUGAUCAAUUGAUGCCAUUCAGGAUUGAUGAAAAUGAUACGCUGCCACACAAAAUAUGCUUUCGGUGUUCUGCAAAACUUGAAGAGCUCCAUGAAUUUGUUAACAAAUGCAUUAAAACGCAAGAAAAUCUUCACAACACAAUGGGUAAGAAACCACCAGUUAUAGCUAAAGUGAAUACACGACAAAUGUGGGAAGAAAAGUUGAACAAGUCCAAUAUGACCAAUGACGAUAUAUGUAAUGCACUUAUAAUGAAAGCUAUGGAAGGCAUCAAAGAUAUUAAAGAUAUACCUCGCAGCCCAACACCAGAGGAAAUUGAACCUGUAGUUACUCCCAAGAAAGAAACAAAAGUGAACAAGCCAGGGCCUCUGUCCAAGAAAGAAAUAAAGAGAAUUGAAGAGGACAAUAAUGUCCAAAUUAAAGAUAUAAAGCUGACAUUAGAUAAAUGUGAUGAUAUGGCAAGAAGGACAACAAGGAAAGUGGUUGAAGAGCCCCAAGAAAGUCAACCUGAUAAGAAAAUAAGACCAAGUAGGCAAGCAACCAAACUAGUUGUUAAAGACUCUAGUAGCAGUGAUGAAGAAAUAAUAGUACAAGAAGAUCAUAAAGAUAAUAAAAAAAUAACAAAUCUUAGUUUUGACUAUGAUGAAGGGCCUUUUGAUAGUAAAAAAAAUAAAGUUGAAGAAACAGUACAGAAAGUUGAGACAGAAUCUACCCCAAAACCGUUUAACAUUAUGGACCAUAUUUGUAUGAUUAAAGUGAAUGGUGUGGGUGUAUUAUUCCAAUGUAAAUUAUGUAAUAGAAAUUUCUUAAAGAAGGAAGUUGUGCAAUCCCAUUCUUGUGCAAAGAAUGGUAUUCCUAAAGUAGACCUUACUAAAAACAUACCUCCACGGGAGCCUCCAAAAAUAGCUACUGUGAAAUACAUCAAUACAAAAGUUGAUGAAGCAAAGAAGGUUGCUAUUAAAGAGGAACCUGUAAAAACAGUAGAAGUAAAACCACCUGAAGUUAAGCCAAAACCAAGAAUAGGACCAGCAAGCAGGGUAAAACAUAACAAUAGUGAUACAGUUUUAAAAGACUUGAAUAACUCUUCACAAAUUACUCCUAUCCCUCAACAGACUCUCUCUACCAGACUGGAAAGUCCUCUUCAAGUUACUAAUACUUCAUCUGUAGUGCCUACUAUUAAUUUCCCUUCUAUGCCAGCUUUAAAUGGCCGUUUCAGGCUUGUUCCUGGACCUAACAAUACCUUUACCCUGCUUGAAGAUGCCUCUGCAAAUAAUUUGCCAGUAGGACCAGUAAAUUUUACAACAAACUAUGUCCCACCGCAAAUUAGUAAUAUUGUUCCAUCAAAUACGAAUAUCGUUCCUACAACAACAAAUAAUGUGGACACCAAAAUCUCAAGGAAAAGAAAAUCAAAUAACCCACCGGUAGAACAAAAUAGUCACUCCUUGUUGAAAGCUACAGAAAAAUCUAUUGAGAACAGAUCGAUUAUUAGCCUAGUUGAUAAUACAGGAGAGAGUUCUGAUAUCUCUGUGUUAUCAAGGAAUUCUGGGCCAAAGUCCGGUUUGCCUCACACAAGUUUACCACCACCAACUAACAAUACUGCCAACAACCAACCUUAUCCAGUUGGUCUCUUUCAAACUGUGUCACGAGCAUCAGAGCCACCUGCUUUCACCACCCCAGCGAUGAAAAAGCAGUCUUACACUGUUGUACAAACUGGUAAUCCUAGUAAGUUGUUGAUAUCUACAAAACCACAGGUGCCUGUCGACGAAGUUUCAAAGAAGCGUCAUAAAAAGUCGAAGCCAUUAAAAACGCCAGACGAAGUUGAGCAACCUUUCAAUGUGACAAUAGAAGAUGCAUCACAACCAAAAGAUCGGGGAUUCUUCACGUUUAUUAAUGUUGAUCCUCUGUUGCAACCGUCAUAUGUGUUGCCAACAGAUAAUAUUAUACAAGAGUCUCAAAUCUCAACUAGUACAACUUCAAACCAGUCAGCAGAUGUGGGCAGAGACAAGGAAAAGUAUUCGUGUAAUAUGUGUAAUGAAACAUUCUCGAGAGAAAAGAAAUUGUUGGCUCACAUUCAGUCGCAUUAUACAAAGAUGGAUGAAGAGGACCAGUUGAGAGCUGAAAAAAGUGUACUGAGAAAGCGUAGUAAGAAGUCAUAAGUACCCUUACCAUAUUUUUUGUGGUUAGAUUUUGAAGACUGUAGUAGUAGAAGUGUAAGAAAAAGUUUAAAAACAUUUUACUCCCACUCCCUACAUAGAAUUUCUUUGAAAUACUAUUUGACUCAAUGGGUAGUCACUAAGUUGUCAACAUUAUUUAACCGUUUGAGGUGGAACAUUUCUGGCUUCAGUUGCCUCAUUACUAAAUCUAGCAAGAUCCCACCAGACUUCUUCGUGUUUAAAUCACUUACUUAGUUAAAGAAUGACAAAUAAACCUAUUUUUUUUUAUAUUCGUACCCUGUACUGAUUGGUUUUCACUGAAAUAGUUAAAUAUGUAUCAAGCUGAAUCUGUAAUAUGUAUCAAAAAAUCUACCAAAGCUGAUGGUAACGAUAAAGGUAUAAAUGCAUUAUGUCCUUUUAAUUAACAGUAUGCAGAAAUAAUUGGUAUAUCUAUUAUUUAUUAACGGUAUUUCAUUAAGUUGAAGGCCUUUGUGGCGCAGCUGUAGUGCGCUUGUCUGUGACACCGGAGGUCCCGGGUUCGAAUUCCGGCCAGGGCAUGAUGAGAAACGAACUUACUCUGAUUGGGCUGAGUCUUGGAUAUUUAUCUAUAUAAGUAUUUAUUAUAAAAUAUAGUAUCGUUGAGUUAGUAUCUCGUAACACAAAUUUCGAACUUACUUCGAGGCUAACUCAAUCUGUAUAAUUUGUCCCCUAUAUAUUUAUAUUUAUUUAUUUAUUAACUGGUGGUAUUUAGCUAGAAUUAUGUCUGUAGAGUUUGAUUCCAAAAAAAAUUAAUGAAUGACGAUACCAAUUUAUUGACAAGAGCAUUUGAAUAUUAGUAAUACGUACAUCAUCCUGUUCCCGUAGCAUGGCAUGGCACGCGUGACGCCAUUUUUUAUCGCACAAAAGGCUAUCGCUGUUUCGCUUUUUAUUAUGACUAGAAAAAAUAACAUUUUCAUUUAUUUAACAGUUAUGUUUUUUUUUAUCUUAAUAUCAGCUUUAUCUGCUGGUUAAAAGUGUAAUUAAGUAUUAUGAAUAAAAUCAACAGUUUUUUGUUGAGCUGUUUAUUUUAUCAAUAGUCCUAUUUCUUUAGGAGCUAAAAUGAAAGUGAACAAUUUUGAAAUGUCUUAAAAUACUACAUAAAUAAAUUUAUUUAAAAGUAGCUUUUACCCGCAGUUUCGCCCGCAUUAAUUUAGCGCCAUCUACAAAAAGCGACGAAUUUAAAUUUAUUGUCAUCUAUCAUAAAAGCGACAAAAUUUGAACCACCCACAAAAAGCGCCAUAAAAGAAUACAUGUUUUUUUGCAAUUCCCACAGGAGCUAUAGAUUUUACAAGGAUAAAAGUUACCCUAUCCAGACUCUUAAUUAUAUAAACGUGAUAUUUCAGGAAGUAUUCAGUAACCCGUUAGUAGACCCGUGAAAAGGAAACAAAAAAAAAACAAACUCACUCGCAUUUUUAAUAUAAAUAGGCAUAUUUUUAAUAUAAUAUUAAAAAGAGACUUAUCAAGAUUUUUCACUUUUAUUUCAAAAAUGGACUAUGAUCGUCGGAAAAGUUUGUUGAAUUACUUUUAAAUGAUUUAUUGUAUAGUUUAAGUAUAACCAUGGUACAUAAUUAGAUUUGAUCUGAAUCAGUAAUGGUGUUAUGAUUGUGUUAUUAAAUCGAUAUAUGUGUAAGACCUCUAGUUACUGACAGACUGAUAAAAAAAAGGUACAGCCGAAUUUGGCAUGUAUGUUCAAGGGAGCAGAUUUUCUCAAAAUUACCAUGAGAACUUAACGCGAUGUUGUUUUAUUCUAUGUCAAUAUAAAACACUGCCAUGAACAUGUUCGUGACGAUUGAAAGCUUAAAAAUUCUCAUACGUUUUUGAAUUUUGUAAUUUUGUUGUACCUGUGUGAAUCUACUACUUUUGUUUUGGGACCUACAGCGUAUAUCUUGUUUGACUAAAUUCAGAAGUCCUAAAUAAUCCAGUGACUAACAUAGACAAGUAAUUUAGCAUGACGAUAGUCGCAUAAUGCUAUUACAUUUGUCUGAAUAUAUUAUACAUAAAUACAUAGAAUGUAUAUAGUAUAAAAACGUGCUUGACAUUGUUUUUUUUUUGUUUAUUUAUGUUGUUUGUUUCCUUUUUUUACAAUUUGUUUCAUAUACAGGGUGUCUGGUAAAUCGCUUUGAAUAUUGAAAGCGGGCACUCAGUAUCUGAUUCUUAUUCUAAAUAAUUAAAAAAUAAAGAAUAGGGGGUUUAAAAUGUUCCUUAAUUAUCCAACAAAACUAGAAGUCAGGAUAUCCAGGAUUAUAUUUAACCGGAAACCCUGUAUAGAAAAGGCUCAAAUAUUCCAUAACACAGAAGUUUGCUUUGGUGCUAACUCGAUAUGUGUGCUUUUAAGUUCUAAUUAAACACACAAAUCAUAAUUUAAUGUUAUAUUUAUCAACAAAAAAAAAAAAAAAACAUAAACAGCUGAUCUGUUAAGUUAUUUAAAAAUGGUCCCAUAAAAAAAAAAUCUGAAAAAUAUUAAAGCUAUGUAUUUGUAUUGACAAAAAAACAAUGCCGCAUGUAUUAUAUUUAACAUCUUUUUCUCGUGAUAUUGACCAUGCGUUCAGUGAUUCAGUUCAGUUCAUGGCAUUACUUUUGGUAUCUAUUACUAGUAGGAUCCGUAACAAGGGGGUUUGUAGCCUUUCAUUUUUUGUAAGGUUCUCUUCCUGCUGGUGCUGCCGGUUGAGUCCUCAUUUCUGAAGAGAAGUCUUGGGUCCGCCUAUGAAUAUACCCUGGAUUGGUGAGCGACUUCCGUCUAAUUCCGCAAGUUUGAAGGGAUAAUAAAAAUAAAUUGAUCAUAGUUUCAAAUCGAGUUGAAUGUGCAGGUUUUUUCACUAUGAUUUUCCCCAUCGCAAGAGCAUCGAUUAGAACCCUCCUAAUCAGAAAGUCUAAGUAGCAAAAUGUCAAUCAAAAUGAAAAGUUAAACUAUGUACAUCUACGAACAUAAUUAGUAAAAGUCUUAUGGAAAAAACAAUUUCUUUUUAUUUG
Molecule: messenger RNA, 5628 nt
Organism: Amyelois transitella
Lineage: Eukaryota; Metazoa; Arthropoda; Insecta; Lepidoptera; Pyralidae
Exons: 2
Coding region: 250-2622 (790 amino acids)
Cellular component (GO): nucleus
Molecular function (GO): zinc ion binding
Source: RefSeq, a predicted model, not a curated record